Molecule: messenger RNA, 3978 nt
Organism: Drosophila willistoni
Lineage: Eukaryota; Metazoa; Arthropoda; Insecta; Diptera; Drosophilidae
Product: NCK-interacting protein with SH3 domain
Exons: 9
Coding region: 529-3192 (887 amino acids)
Biological process (GO): endocytosis
Molecular function (GO): protein binding; Arp2/3 complex binding
Source: RefSeq, a predicted model, not a curated record
GUUCAAUCGGGUGGCAGCUGAGUAAUAUUAUGUGGAGAGUAUUUAUUAUGACGAAUCCACUGUACGCGAUGUAAAAACAACGAGAGAAGCUGCAUAAGCCGAACUACGAUACACAAGAGGCGAGGCUAAAUAUCCUGUCGUCCCCAGCGUUCCUGCCAGACAAACAGAUAGAUAAAUAGGCAGGAGAGAAGGACACUGCCUAAAUAUUCAUUACAAGUACAGGACAAACUAAACCAAAAAAAAAGGGAAAACCAAAUGUCGAUUGCAUUUCAUAAUGCAAUUUUUAUUUUAAAUAUGAUAAAUCAUUAAGACAUCCAAGAUAAACCAAACAGAGGAAGAAAAUCAGUGGCAAAUGCAAAAGGAAACACGCCCAUAAGCAACAACAACAGAACAGGAACUAGAACAACACGCCAUAACGUCCUUGAGUGGCUGCCGUCAAUUCAGGAAAAGAAGGACACCAAUAACAAACGAAAGGAAACAACAGACAACAAAACAAAACAAGAGUAGUGUAAAAGGUGCGCUCAAAAUAUGGCUACGACAGCAGCAGCGCCUACUUCGCCCUCAACUGGUGCUCGAAUCGAAUCGGAGACUGGAGCAAGUGCAGCGGAAACAGCGCCAGCAGCAGGAGCGGCAGCAGUAGCAGCAGAUACCGAAGGCAUCAGCGGCAUCGAGAUGCUCAAGGCCCUGUAUGAUUUUCAAGCGGUUUAUCCCAAAACCAUUAGCUUCGAUGAGGGUGAAUAUUUUAUACUAUAUCAGACCUCGGCGCGCCAGCGAAACUGGUGGCAAGUGGUCAGCAUGAAGGGCAACAUUGGAUUUGUGCCCUCCAAUUACGUAAUGAAGAUUAAGGUGGAGCAUGAUUUCCUUAUCAGUUUCCUUAACUCAUCCAUCGAGUCGCUUGAGAAGUGUACAGAUCAUGAGAUAAAUGGCAUUAUGUCUAAGGAUGAACUCUUGGAUAGAUUGCGUGAAAAGAAGCAUACAAUGGAGCGAUUAUAUGCAGACAAUUCGGAGCGAGAUGGCGACUCAUCUCUAUCAUAUUCGCAUAGCUACAGUGACAAGGCCAGCAGUCAUCGUCAUUCCCAUCCCCAUGCGCAUCAUCAGCAGCAACAACAACAACAACAGGGAGGGCAUGGACAUGGUCAUGGUCACCAUCGACAGCAUAGUCCACCUGCCGCCCAACGUUUAGAUAUGAGUAAAAAGAGCAUGUCUAGUCCGGCAGUGGGUACGGCUUCCAGUAUGCCGCCAGCACAGAUCCUAACAGAGUCACCCAGCAUGGGUAAUAUGCAACUACAGAGCUCCACGUGCACCAUACAAACGCCACAACAACAGCAGCAGCAACAACAGCAACCACUGCCCGCUCCUCCGCCAGUUUCGGCAUCUAACUCAUCAAAGGCAGCUGCAGCGGCGGCAGCAGCAGCAGCAGCAGCGGCAGCAACAGCUGCAGCCGCAGCCGUCUCAGAUGUUGCCCAAGACAAUAGCAUCACAUCGGAGCCAUCGGAGACAACAACGACAACGACAACCACUAGCGAGGAUGUGGUCACCACAUAUAAGGAGACCAGCCAACUAAGCACUAGCCAACACAAGCCUCCAAAUAAUGGAAGUACAGCCUCUGCAUCUGGUUCAGUAUCAGCAUCUGCAUCCGUUUCGGCUGUGAGAAGCAGCAGCACUGGCAAUGGCAAGGCAUCUGCCUUGCAACAGAGACAGAUCGGUGAUGAUUCGGUUCCAGCAGAACCACGUUCAGGCGAUGCCAGCGAUGAUGAUGACGAUAGGAAUGAUGACGAUGGCAUAGGCUGUUGUCCCCUAAAUGGUCAGGACAGCGCCGAUAAUAGUCAGGCUCUGGAUAGCAUUGAUAGUCCAUCGCUCUCCCAUUGUCAAAUGAAGAGAUCUGAACGUAAUGGAGCCGGCAGUCUGGGCGUGGGCGAGACCAAUGACGAUGGCGUCGAUGGCGGUGCUGGCGUAAGUGGUCAACUAAAAGUGGAAUCAUCGGAUGUCUAUCAGAUUGUUGAUGCCCUGCGACGUAACACGAAUCUCAGUUUUGAUCUAUCCUGUGAGGCAUUGCGUGUGGUAUUGACCAGUCUGGAGCAAUUGUACAAUGGUGCCAUUAAUCCCUAUCUGGAGGCAGUGGCUGUUCAUGUCACUGGCAAAGUGGCCACACCCAAAGAGCUUCUUGGCAUUACACACGAUUCCAAGCGUCUACAAUAUCUUUUCGCUCAAUUGGCUGACUGCAAGAACGAUACCGAGCAACGCACCUGGAUGCUCUAUGAAGAUGAGGAGGAUAUUAUACAAUUUCUUGAAGAGUUGGUCGAAAUACUGAACAAUGCCGAUGAAAGUAUCAGCUGUUAUGAGAUGUCCUGCGAUCAAUAUCAAAUGUUUAUUAAUUUGGUGCAAUACUAUCAAAUGGAGACACGCUGGUCCAUCAAACGACUCCUGCUCAAGACAUUCACAGCUGCCUGUCAUUUGGAUCACAUAAUAGUGGACAUAUUGCUAACCUCAGUGCUGCCCCUGGAGAUUGUGGAGGACAUGAAAACCCAUUUUGCCAAUUUGGAGCGUUUCAAGCAAUUGGUGAAAAUGUUAACCAUUAUCUUUUCCUUGGGUCAACCCAUGCCAGUGAAUCAUCAAGACUAUUUAGGUGUACAUUUUGCCAGCUUUCUGCUAGAGAUAAUCGAGGGCAAUAAUCCGGAAGUGCUUGUCGAUAUGGUAAUUGCCUUGAUAUUGGCAUUUAAUCAACAAUUUGGUGAACAUACCUACAAUGUGAUCAUUGAGGCAAUGCAGAAUUUGCCCACAGCCAAGGUGUUUACGGAGAAGCUACUGCUCCUGCUCAAUCGUGAGGAUGAUCCGACACGUGUGCUCAAACAUGCCAAUGACCACAUGAAUACGGUGCUGCGCAUGUUUAUCGAUAUAUUUAGUCAUUCGGAUACGGCGGGAAUGUUUUAUACGAAUGACAUAAAGGUGCUCAUUGAUAUUGUGGUGCGUCAACUAUCAGAUCUGGAUGCAGGUAGUGCGACACGCCCUUGCUAUUUGGAGCUAUGUCGACGCAUUUUACGUAAUACCAACUAUCAGGAGCAUCAACAUCGUAAGCAUGAUCUCAUGAAAAUAUUCACACGCAUCUUCUGCGAGGAGACCGAAUGCAGUGCAUCCGAUCAGCAAUUGGUGCGCGAGAUAGCCAACGAAUUUCCUCAAUUGUUUAAGGCCUAAUCGAAACGAAAUGUUAACGUUAAAAAGAAAUCCUCAAAAAAAUCCUUCCCGGGAACCAAAAUUUGUAAAGCAUUUGCUAGUGAGGCGCCAGAUUAGCCGCCAAUCCUAAAAGUGAAAAUUAUAUGAAAAACAAGAUUGAAUUGAUGACCUGAUUUGUUAUCAUUUUGUUUAUUUACACACAAAAUCUAUAUUGUUAAGUGUCAGUAGAUUUGUGUUAUACCGCUAGUCCGACUUCUUCCCCGUCUCACCUUUCCACCACCGCCCCUCCCUCUCUACAUACAUAUAUGUGUAUCUUAUGAACAUAGUUUUUAAGCAGAAAAGCCAAAAGCAAAAAAACAAAACGCGACGAUUAGUAACGAAAAGGAAUCAUUGUACUAGUGGCAGCAAUCUUAUAUAGUCGUUAGACUUUAGUCAUAUUCGGUAUAUAUAUAUAUAUAUAUAGAUAUACUCAUAGGAGUGUGAAAAUUUCAAGGAAAACCAAAUAAUAAUAAUUGUUAUUACAAAUUUCAGGCAUUUAUUUCACAUUAGUUAUUGUAUACACUUCUCUUUCUCUCUCUCUCUCUGCUACUCCCCCGCUUUCUUUCUCACUCUCUCUAUCUUUUUCUUACUCUCAGUGAAGAGUGGUGGGGAAAAGAGAGAGAGACAGUGAUCGUGUGUGUAGAGAGAGAGAGAGAGAGAGAGAGAAAUUAAUUAAAUAAAAUUUACAUUUUAUUUGAAUAUAGAAAUUGAUAAAUGUAGCAUAAAUAUACCUAAUAAAAACAAAAUGUUAAUUACAAUCUACCAUAA